AUGCUCAAAAGAGAUCAGUGUUGGCGCUGUGAUGCUAUUUGUUCGACUCCGACUUCGAAGAUCCUUUGCAGCAGAUGCGGUGUAGCGUGUUAUUGUAGCGAUAAGUGCAAAGGCAGUGAUGACUUUCGGCAUCAAGUAGAUUGUCAGACGGCUGCUUUGAAGCGGAAGUGCUCUGGAUGUAACCAAGAGAAGAUUGGGUUGAAAUCGUGUGGCGGCUGUCGUGAAGCGUGGUACUGUGAUAAAGAAUGUCAGAAGAAAGCUUGGCCGACGCACAAGCAUCUCUGCCGACAGGUUAUAGCAACGAUCAGCGAAUUAUCUGAACGGUUAAACGAUAUCUUCGAUUUCAAGAAGAGCACAAACUCGCAUGGGGUUGGAACUGUGUAUUACUGGGGGAACACCCCUGCCACAGACGUUAUCAAUCUUCCCUUGAAUGAGGGAUGUGACUAUUCCAAACCUUUGUCGGUUCUUGCCUGCGGUGUUGGAGACCCAAGAAAUAUUGUGCGUUCUCUGUGUGAUCUUCCUGAAGCUUAUAAAGAGGAAAUAACCUUCACUUUAAACGACAUUUGCGCCUGUACACUCGCCAGGACCGUUCUGAUUCUUUAUUUUCUUUAUAAAGGUAAGUGAUGAAGGCCGUCCCAACGACAAUGUUCAGUAUUCAUGAUUGCAGGGGGCGGUGGAGGGAGUUUGGGGGAAGCAUUUUUUGUAAUACCUUUAUUUUCAAAUUUCAUGACGUAAUGCCUUUAUUUUCAAUAUCUGUAUGACCCCCUCAGUGCCCGUUAGGCAACAACAAAACUUGAUAACCUCCCUUUCCGCCAUACUUUCCAUUUUCUAAGAGAGAAUCCCCCGGAGACGAGGUUAAACCGCUGCCCCAACUAUAAACAGUGAAAACCCCCUUUAGGGUAAAAAGAAUCCUGUCCGUACUCAGCUGAGUUUAUGAUGGCCUAAAGGUAUGUCGAUUUACCUAGAGUAGUUUUGGAGGCGUGGAAACAUAUCGUUGUUUAUUUUUCGUAGGAGGGGAAGAGGUUGCAAGUUCAGUGACGCAGAUUUGGUAUUCUUUGCGUCUCAGCGACAUGGUCUAUCGGCUAGUGAUUUCCAGGUUGCAAGAGCUGGUCGAGGCAUCCAGUCUUGAGGAACUGACAAAAGGAACAAUGAAGAUGAACCAGGGCCAUUUUCAAAGGCUUGUUGAAGUGUGGCGCACCUGGCUUGAUCUCAGUUCACGCCAAGAAGACUGGAUAACAGAGGCUCGAAACAAGCGAUUUAAAAGUUUUGACGCACAAGAGGGAAUGGAUCUCUACUUGAAAGAAAUUCCUAAGAAACAUAAAGAAUCGGCAUCUGAUUGGUUUGCGAACGGAAUUCUUUCACCUAAGGAAUCGCGGAAAGAACUGUUGCGAGAAAAUUUUACACUCACCGGUUCCGAUUUCCAACUUAACCGAAACAAGGGCGCCUUCUCUUACUUAAUUCAGUCAUCUGUCCUCCCAUUUGCUGGCUGGGACUACAAUGAAGUACGCCAGUGGGGUCAGUCAGCGUCGCUCCUGAAAAUGUAUAGUGAGUAUGUAAGUCACCUGCUCAAGAAAUCUGCCUUGAAGUUGGCCACUGGGCGAGUCAAGUUUCACUUUCUGUUGUGUAACUGCAUGGAGAUUGCAAGGUUUGUUGCCCAAGGCAGCAGGUUUGACCGUGUGACAACCUCCAACAUCGCAGACUUUGUUCCCUUGCCCAGCAUCCUGGAUACCUACAAGCCACUCUUAAACGUAUGUAAUCCCUUCUCGGUCAUUAUUACAGAGUUUUUAAAUUGGUCAGUGUACACAGAUGUUAAGAAAGAGCUACUUGAACGUGCUCACUUCAUGCCGAAGGGUGACAGCUUUCGCCAAAAAGUUCUUGAAGAUACUAAGAAUCCCGCCAUUGCCUACUCUAGAGCUUAUCAAUCUUUAGUGGAGUACCAUGACCACAGUGGAAAGUUCCUCCAGUUCCUUCGCGCGGCCGUGCUGGUCUCUAAGCCCCCGGAAGAACGUGAUUGCAGGCGCAUAUGGAAGUCAGUGGCUGACUACAACGGGCUGGUUGCACGUGAUUUCAAUCGAUGCCAAAAUCGAGUCUUUCCCGCCAAGUGGAUGUUGAAUUGCCGCCGAGUUUCAUUGCUCAAUGGGUUUGAAAGAGCUGUCGAAUGGAUUAUUCAUCAAUAA
Porites lobata is the source of this 2177-nucleotide messenger RNA. The record is from the annotation of a GenBank genome assembly. Lineage: Eukaryota; Metazoa; Cnidaria; Anthozoa; Scleractinia; Poritidae.